AUGAGUUCUACGAGGUCUCUUAUUCCUCCUAAGUUAUCUGUUUCUGGAAUAACAGGCAGUUCCGCUGCCUUUGCCCAACUUGGUGACCUUUACAAAAAAUUACCCAAGGGACCCUUGGUUGAAAGUAUACCUCCUACGAUGCCUAGAUUACUCGGAAGAUAUUGGCAUAGAUACAUUCGAACUAGUUCACCUGUUCCUAUUUUGCAUCUUAUUGUGGGUCUUGGCCUUCUUGGUUACGCGCUUGAUUAUGAACUCCAUUUAAGUAUAACAUCACAAGAAUAG
Cetraspora pellucida is the source of this 282-nucleotide messenger RNA. The record is from the annotation of a GenBank genome assembly. Lineage: Eukaryota; Fungi; Glomeromycota; Glomeromycetes; Diversisporales; Gigasporaceae.